AGAGAAAGAGAGAUAUCACGGUCAUAAAUUUGAAAAGUAAACUCGAGUGUUACACACCCAGACCCUGUGGUGGUUUGACAGAGAAUGGUCCUCAGAGGUCAUCUGUUGGAAUACUUGAUCUCCACUUGAACUGUUCAGAGGGGAUCAGUAGAUAUGGCCUUGUUGGAGGAAGUGUGUUACUUGGGGCAGGCGCUAAGGUGGCGGGUGAUGCCUAGCUGCUUCUGUGUGCACUCUGAGAGGGCAUAUGGUAUGUGGAUUAUACAUUUACUCUUGCCAGGCAUGGUGGCACAUGCCUUUAAUCCCAGCACUCCACUGAAGCAGACAGAUUUCUCUAAAUUUGAGGCCAUUCUGGCCUGUAUAGUGAGCCCCAGGCUAGCCAAGGCUACAUAGGAAGACUGUCCAAGAGGAGGAAGAAGAGGAGGAAGAGGACUUUAAUGUACAUGUAAGAGGAAACUCCACAGUCACACCUCCACUUACCCCAAGACUGCCACAGACAAAUUGGUGUGUGGUUCCCGCAGCUCUGUCUCCAUGUAUGUAUAUGUGUGCAGGUGCACAUGUGAAGACCAGAGACUGAUAUCAGGUGCCUUCCUUGAUGGCCCCACCGUGUAGAUUGAGCAGGGUCUCUGUUGAGCCCAGCGCUGGCCUGAUAGGACUAGUCUAGCUAGCUGACCUUCUCUGCGUUUGUCCCCUCCUGUGCUCAGCUUCACCUGAUGCUCACAUGUGUACUGAGGAGCCACGGGCUGGCCAUGGAGCAAUAAAGGAAGACAUCCAACAUCAACCUCUGCCUCAAACACAUAUGUACAUGCACACACUAAUGUGUAUAUACCGUUCAAUAUACACACAAAGGUUCAUAUUCCAUACAUACAUUGGUGGCUUUUAUUCACUUUUUAUGGAGUGCUUAGAUAACAGUGCUAAUACUGCCCCUCUGGGAGUCAAACUACAAGUAUACAAACCAAGAAAAAUGUAGCAUGCUGGGCAUGGUAGCAUAAGCAUAUAAGCCCAGCAGUUGAGACAUAGAGGCAGGAGGAUUUCUGUGACUUAAGGGCCACCCAGUGUCAAAAAAGGAAAGGACUUAGCAAGUGUUCCUUUGCGAAGGUUGGUGAACCCUUUUGUGUCCCGUAAAGAGCCCUAGUUCUUGGAAUUUAUUUUUAAUAUGAUGAUGGAUUUGUAUGGGGAAGGUGAGGGAGAGAAGGUGGGGAAGAGAGUGGGAGAAAGAGAAAAGGUUGGGGGGAGGGGAGUGUGUGUGCAUUUUACCUGCAUGCGUGUAUGUGCACCAUAAGCAUAGAGACCCUAGAACUGGAGUUACUGACAGUUAUGAGCUGCCUGAUUCGGGAACUAAGCCCAGGCCUUCUGCAAGAAAGAUAGUGUUUUGUUUUGUUUUCUUUUCUUUUCUUUUUUUUUUUUCGGAGCUGGGAACUGAACCCAGGGCCUUGCGCUCGCUAGGCAAGCGCUCUACCGCUGAGCUAAAUCCCCAACCCCGAAAGAUAGUGUUCUUAACCACUGAGCCACCUGUCUAGCCCAAGACAAUGGGUCAUUUUUAAUUGCUAUCCCUUGCAAGAUACUUAAACUAUUCCAUAUCGUAGCUGUAAAAGAAGCCAUUCCGUUAGAGAGGAAACUAUGGUAGGUGAGCAGUUUUCUUUUGGAGAAGGGGAAUAAGAUCCAGAGAGGUGAGUGGGUUUUCUGACUAUCGAUUGUUUUUGGCUUUGUUGCUGUGCUUUGUGAAACAAAGUCUCACGUAGCCACGCUGUCUUCAAACUUGCUAUGUAGCUGUGGCUGAUCUUGAACAACUGUUCCUCCUGCCUCCACCUCCCAAGUGCUGGGAUUACAGACGUUCACCACACACCCAGCUUCAAAGAGGCAAAUUCUGCACACAGAAGACAGAAGAGCAAAGAACUGAGGGCAAAGGUGGGGGGAGCUAGAAAACCCUUCUCCUGGGGGCUGAGCAGCUGCAGAAAGCUGAAGUCGCAGGAGUUAUUCAAGAGCAGGCAGCCUCAGUGCAGGGGGCCCUGGGAGCCUCCCUUCUGGGGACCUGGAAAACUCCUGGGCCUUUAAGUGGUUUAUUCAGUGACAUAAUGCUUCAUCUUCAGUGUGUACCUUAGGAGCUGAAGCCAGCUCAGAAUAGUGCUUUGGGUGGGGCUUUUCUGGGGUGUAGCCCUAGUCAUCACACGCAUAGGUAGCCACCUGGUGCUGGAGAACAAAGCCAUUCUGCGCUCGAGAGCCUCUAGCAAGAACUUCCCAGAUAUACACAAUGCACAGACAGUUACUGGACCACACACCAUUCUCAGAACUUCAAAACCUAUAGCACAAUAUGAAUCUUAAAGAAAGGCCAGCCUGAGCCAGAUGUGUUAGUACAGGCCUGUAAGCCCCGCUCUUGAGAGGAAGAGGCAGGAGGAUCAGGAAUUUAGUCUUCUCUUGCUAUAUGAGUUCAAGGCCAGUGUAGGCUGCAUGGGGCCCUGUAACAGAGCGAGAGAAUGGCAGAGGGGUGAGCUGGAAAGUUAGGUUGUUUUUACCUGAAAAGAAAAAUUAUCAGUUAAUGCUGAUAGUCAAGGAACUGGGGUGAAAUGAUUUCCCCACCCUCACCCCCACCAAAAAGUCUUAUUCAGAGAUUUCCAAAACUAGAGCCCUUGAAUCAGUCAAGUAGCUAUUUCCCCCAUGGCCAAUUCCAGGUCCAUGUAAAUCAUUCCCUCAGGAGCCUCUGGAGACCACCCUUCACCCGUCCUUUGGCUCAAGUAAUCCCCCAGUGUACAGAUGUCCUGUGGUGCAGUCCCUCAAAGUUACCAAAGGUUAGUUGAGUAGCCCCGAUGCUCCCGGAAAAACUGGCUUCUUUCCCGACUGCUAGGAAAAAAGCAGGCAGCGCUCUGCCUACGGAAAAGUUGUUGGAGCCCUACUUUAGGUGGCCUAGAGACUGCCUUCCUGUCCUGUUCUAGUGCUUCUCUCUGGCCUUCCUGAUCACCAGCCCAAAUACACAUCCUUUUUACUGUCUUCCUUCUGGCUCUGGACUCACUGUUUUUAUAUAUUUUUAGGUUUUUAAUUCAGUUAAUAUUUAUGGCUGCUUCAGCUGCAUGGACAUCACACGCAUACCGCAGUGCAGCAGACAGCAUCCAGUCUCCUGGAACUGGGCUACAGACAGGCGCAGGUGCUGGGAAUAAACCUAGGUCCUUUGGAAGGGCAGUGCUCUAGUUAGGAUUUUACUGCUGUUAAGAGACACCAUGACAAAGGCAACUCUUUCUUUUUUUUUUUUUUUUUUUUUUUUUUUUUUUUUUUUUUUUUUUUUUGUUCUUUUUUUCGGGACUGGGGACCGAACCCAGGGCCUUGCUCUUCCUAGGCAAGCGCUUUACCACUGAGCUAAAUCCCCAACCCCCGACAAAGGCAACUCUUACAGAGGCCAUUUAUUUGGGGCUGGCUUACUGGUUCUGAGGUUCAGUCUACAUCAUCAAGGGAGGGGCUGAGAGCACUACAUAUUUAUCUGAAGGCUGCUAGGAUUAGACUGGUUUUUAGGCUGCUAGGAUGAGGGUCUUAAAGCCCACACCCACAGUGACACACCUACUCCAACAAGGUCACACCUAACAGUGCCACUCCCUGGACCAAGCAUCUUCAAACCUCCACAGGCCAUGUGCACUCUUGAGGAUCCACCUCUGCAGCCCUCACUGUUGGUCUCAGGUUGUUCACUUGCUUGUUUUGUCUCUCUUUAGGUCAGUCAGUUCAAAAUGUGCCUUUCAUUAAGGAUGGUUGUGCCAGAGGACAAGGGGGCUGCAUUGUUCUUCCGGGCUCUGGAGCACACAGCCAGGGUGGCUGGCUCUCACUUGCUUACUGGUGCACGAAAUGCCCUUACAAAUAACCUCAGCCAAGGAGAACUCUUGGGACGUGCACUCAACCCUGGGUGUAUAAUAGAGUCACUUGGGAAAUGUAAAAUAUUCAAGCCCGGGGCCUACCCCAAUGGCUUGGAGAAAAUUGAUCUGGAAUGGGUUCCAGCCAUUAGUGUUUUUAAAAAAGUCCCAGGGGCUUUAAAAAAAUCUAAUUUAUGACAGACAGAAGGAGCCACUGCAUUGGUGUGUGUGUGUGUGUGUGUGUGUGUGUGUGUGUGUGUGUGUACGCUCUCUCUUAGUCUCUCUAAGUCUGCUGCAAGAGGUCUGAAUUUUGAGGAGUCCAUUUACACACAGUCAUGGGGAUACCAAUUGCCCUUAGUUCCUCUCCGGAUGCUUUUGAAUGGUUCAGUUUUAGACCUCCCCAUGACAGUGAUAAACACUGCACUGAAGCAAGUGCCAGCAUCGUAAAAGUUAGAACUGAUGAACCGAAGCUACAGCUUAGUGGUAGAGCCUUCACCCUGCAUGUGUAAGGCCUUGGCUGGGUUCAAUCCCUGGUAUAGCAAAAACCACCACCAAGACACUUGAACAUGGUGUUCCAGUAACAUGAACCAAAUGAUCUGAGAGGCUGACUGCUCACAGGGGUUUGUAACAUGAAGGUCUGGGGAAGUAUGUGUGUGUCCACCUGGUGUCACAGGAAGUUAUGUGUAUGUAUGUGUGGGGAUGUACACACAGCCACUUGAAUGGAGUUCAUUUCUCCCAAAGGAGAAAGACACUUGGGUACAAAACCUCUUUAGGGAAAGCUACCUUCUGGGAGACUCCUGGAGCCUCUGUUCAGCAUGCUCUGCCCUGAUGGUUGCUGUUUGUCCAUCUAACACAAGCCACACAAGCCGUCUGGAAAGAGCUGCCCCAGUGGAGACAGUGCCUCUCAGAUGGCCUGUAGGUAAGCCUGGUGGGUGGCAAGUGAUGCUGGAGUCUGUAAGGAAAUAACCUGAGCGAGCCUUGAAGAGCAAGCCAGUGAGCAGAGUUCCUCCAUGCUUCUGCUUCAGUCCGGCAUCCCUCCAGGCUCCUGCACUGACCUCUCAGUGAUGGAGAAUGUCCCGAGAGGGGUAAGCUGAAAUAAACCCUUCUCUCCAGACUUACUUUUGUUCAUGGUAUUUUAUCACAGAAAUAGAAACUCUAACUAAGACACUGUCCAUCCCUUAUCUUGGAUCCCUGUGAAAUUCUGCAGGGAGGGGCACGGAGGCUCUGAGCGGCUGGUGUGUACCAGGCAGCCUGGUAGCCUCCUGUGGUUCUCACAGGUGCCUGGAGAGCUGGCAUAACUCAACAUACCCCCUCCCCUGCCAACUCCCUCAAAGAACAGUGGGGAGAUCUCCAUAUCACCAGCCACGCAGGGUUUCUGCUGCUAUAUCUAAAAUUCUGGGCUCCAGGCUCUGUUGCUUCUGAGGUUUUGAAGCCUUUCUCACUCACCUGGUUCCAGCAUAGAAGGGAUGUCUUUAAACUCAGAAUUCUAACCAUUUAGAAAUGACUCGUUGGGGCUGUGAGACAUUUCAACAGGUAAAGAAGGGUGCUUUCGGUAGACCUGGCAGACCUCAGUUUGACUCUGGGGACACACAUGGUAGAAGGAGAAAAUUGACUCUCACAAGUGGCCCUCUGACCCACAUGUGCCAUGGCAUGCCUUCUGGAAAAGACAGAAAGGAAAGAUGGCUGCACAAAGCCUUUCAUCAGUCUGCUAUGACCUAAUCCUGAUCUUCAAGGCUGCAUGAAAGACUGGCCACUGGCAGAGAAAAGGGCACUUAAUUUAAAACAAAUGCAAUUCCCCACUGAGGCAGAAGUUGCCACUGUAGCCAGGCAGGGAAGGCAUCCCCAAGAGGAGCGAGCUACAAAACCACAGCUUUGUCAGGUAGUAGCUGCUUUGCUGUACUCAAGGCACACUCUCUCCACUCUGAGUUAAAUGCUAAGUAAAAUUGUGACAUACACUGCCUCAAGAGAAGGAAAGCCCCAUUUAGCCAGGAGAGGAAACAGCACGCUGCUACUGUUUGGUUGGGGAGAGAUGAGAGACUUACUAUGUCUCCAGGCUGUUCCUUUUCUUUCUCUUUCUUUCUUUUUAUUUUUUGAGACAGAAUAUCUCUAGUAUCUCUAGUUUCUCUAGUUUCUCUAGUAUCUCUAGUUUCUCUAGUUCUCUAGUAUCUCUAGUUUCUCUAGUAUCUCUAGUAUCUAGUUUCUCUAGUAUCUCUAGUUUCUCUAGUUCUCUAGUAUCUCUAGUUUCUCUAGUAUCUCUAGUAUCUCUAGUUUCUCUAGUUCUCUAGUAUCUCUAGUUCUCUAGUAUCUCUAGUUUCUCUAGUAUCUCUAGUUUCUCUAGUUCUCUAGUAUCUCUAGUAUCUCUAGUUUCUCUAGUAUCUCUAGUUUCUCUAGUAUCUCUAGCCCUGGAUAUCUUGGAACUCUCUAUGUAGACCAGGCAGGCCUCAAAUUCACACAACUGCCUGUGCCUACCUCCUGAAUGUUGAGAUUAAAGGCGUGCCCCACUACACCUGGCUCAGCCUAGUCUUGAGUUCACAGGGUCAAGUAAUCCACCUGCCUCAGCCUCUCAAGCAGCUGGGACUAAAGGCUGUUUUUUUGUUGUUUUUUUUUUUUUUUUUUUUUUUUUUUUUGGUUCUUUUUUCCGGAGCUGGGGACCGAACUCAGGGCCUUGCGCUUCCUAGGUAAGCGCUCUACCACUGAGCUAAAUCCCCAACCCCUCUAAAGGCUGUUUUAAAAGUAUUUUUUGUUUGAAUAAAGUCGAAUAAAGAUUUUCUCCACAGCUUGGAGAAAAUCUCUUUUUAAAUAUUCUUCAUCCUGGGCCCACAGUAGGUGACACUGUCACCUUCUGAAAGCAGCACUCACAGUUCUCAUCACUGCCCCUCAGCCCUCUGCUGGCUUAUUCACCUCUCAGAUCUCUUAGAUCUCAGUUUCUCAUCCUUACCAGUAAAUGUUACCCAUGACCCAGUCUCCCUGUUAGCACAACUCCAGAAUCCUUACUUGGUAUGUUAAACUCACACACACUGUGUCCCUAGCCACCUUCUUUUCAGAGUGACCAGACUCCAUCAGUAGUCAUAGCUGGGGUAGAUGUCUCACCCAGGCCUCCCUUUGCCAUUCUGCAAACAUAGAGCCCAUUCCUGGCAGCUUGUCUUCCUAGCUAGAAUGUUCUCCAUGGACCUCUAUCUAGUUCAUUCUAGGCAACAGAGACCUCUCUUCUGAUGCCCCUGACUGCAUCCAGUUAGAUCUCCCAUCGUCAUUAAUGAUAACCAGAUAUGUGGCAGACUCUCGUCAUCUCAGCAUUCCGAAGGCUGAGUCAGAAAUAUCACUAAGAGUUUGGGGAAACUACACAAAAUACAGCUUGCUUCAAAAAUAGGCAGGAUGAGGAAAGAAGGAAAGGAUCCAGUCAUGAGCUGCCUACUGGGACAACUUAAUUUUGCAAGUGGAUUUGUCUUCAACGUGGAUAACCUACAUUGUGGCACCUAGCCUGAGGCCGCUCUGCUCUGAGGAGUUUCCCAUGUGUUAAGUGAGUGUGGUAUGAGUCUUCUGAGCCAGAUUGAGGGGCUUAGUGUCUGCAAAAGUCAAUUCACCCACAUCCGAAUGCGCAUUUCUAAGUGACUGGAUAUGGAUAACCCUUGCUACAUCCCUAGUACUCAGAGAUAAACUCCAGGCAUGAAUUUAUCAGCCCCUGUACCACUGUGCAGUGAAGGGAUAAAUGCAGACAGGGACCCUCAACGGGAUGCUAAUUACUGCAAAUCCUCCCUGGCACAGCCAGCCUUUACAAAAAAUGGUAAAGACAGUUUUUAUUUGUUUGAUCAUACCAGGUCCUGGUCCUGCACAUUCUACUUAGAAUGGAGCAAAGUCUGCUGGCAUAGGCAGAGUGCUGACUGUUCUAUCUAGGCCCACUGUUUCUGUGGAAGGUCUAGGAUGUGCUGAACUAGCCCCACCCUAGAGCCAGCAGAGAGGUAAGAAGUCUAUGGGUCAUAGUUGGAGCCUUGGAAACUAACGCACACAAGCUGGCCCUGGAACAGCUUCAGGAAAGGGAAUGUGCAGAGAAGCCACUCUGGGGACAGAACUGGACCUUUUCAAGAUGGCUGUCCCAUUCCUUGAGCCUCUAAACAGGUUGAUUCACAAGCAGCGAAUUGGCAAUCAAUGACUGAUACAUUUUGCCUGACCUAUGGAAUGUUUGUGUUCGACAUCUGACUUAGCUGUUAACACUUAAAAAUGAAGAGAUUGGGGUUGGAGAUUUGGCUCAGUGGUAGAGCGCUUGCCUAGCAAGCGCAAGGCCCUGGGUUCGAUCCCCAGCUCCGAAAAAAAAUAGAAAAAAAAAAAUGAAGAGAUUUCUCAUACAAGACUAGAUUUCUGGCUUCUCCAAGCUUCCUUCUCACCACAGGGGCAUGAACCUCUGUAUGGGCCAUUUUCUUUCCAUGAGGCCAGUGCACCCAAUUUUGCCUCAGCCCACUCCCAGCUUGUUUUCCUUGAUCUAAAAUGUUGCAUAUUGGAACUCUGGGAGGGAGGAGGGAAGAUCAAAUGGACCCAUAAGACACUGGCUUCUCCUGACUCUAAUGCCUCUGGGCAUGGCAUGGGUGGCCCCCGGGGUCUAAGAUCUGUAAUGACAUCUAGACAAGAUACUGUUUAUCUAAACACCAAUUGGAAUCUGCCUGUGACUGAAUCCUCUAGCUGGAUGGGCCAAGGAAGCCAUCUCAGGCUGAGGCUGACUGUGGCUUGCUGUGUACUCUCUCAAGGACUCUGCGUAUUUUGGAACAGUCUUCUAACCUCAGUUCUAAUAUGGAGACAUUGAGGUUUACUGUCACAGCCAGUCGCAGAACAGCUGACAGACUCCUGAGCAAUCCUGUUUACUUCUCUGUGAUUCCAUUGCUGGCUAUAGCAGGGCCCUCACACCACUGGAAGUUCAACACACAAGUCAACGUGGGGUCAACACUAGCCUUUAUUUCUGUCUUACCUGUGUACUUAGAGUGGAUAUGUAUUUCAUUUUGUAGAGGUCAGAGGAAGAUUUGUGUAGCUGGCUUUCUCCUUCCAACAUGUGAGUCCCAGAGAUUGGAACUCAGGUUUGGUCCAAAGAGUCAUCACUCAAUGAGCAGUCUCAACAGCCUUUCAGAGCACACUUUUUGGAAUCGGGGAUAGAACUCAGUGCUUACAAAGCAUGCACAGAGACCAGAAUUCAGUCCCCAUUGGUGAAUAAACUGGGUGUGGUAGCCCUCAUCUGUCUCUUCUGAAAGAGGAUAAGAAGUUCAAGAGAUUGUUCAGUGGUUAGAGCUCUGACUGCUCCUCCAGAGGUCCUGAGUUCAAUUCCCGGCAACCACAUGGUGGCUCACAACCAUUUGUAAUGAGAUCUGAUGCCCUCUUCUGGUGUGUCUGAAGACAGCUACAGUGUACUUAUAUACAAUAAAUAAAUAAUUUAUUUUUUAAAAAAGAAUUUCAAGUUCAUCCUUGGCUGCCUAGGACGUUCAAAGGCCUAUCCUGGACUAGAGACUCUCAAAUAAUAAACCAACUCAUCGCCCUGCCCUUUAACCAAUGAUUCUCCUGAAGCAGGGUGAAAGGUUUUGGUUAUGUCUAUGAUUACGGGUGGGAGUGGGAGGAGCAGGUGUUCAGGGUGGCUGUGGUGUGAAUUCUGUGGCUGUGUGACCUGUGGGCAUGUCUGAGAGGGAUAGCUUACAGACUGAGCAGCUCACACGCCUAUUAAAUUGUUUUGGUGGCCAAAUUAGCUCUGAUGCUUGGAGGACACAUAAAGUCAUUUUUAAAACUAGUCUUUAAUUAUAAUUUCUCUUCAAGUUUUUCUGAGAUGUAAAACCUCGAGGUCUCCAGCUGGUUCUGGAGUUUCUACCUCUAACACUCUUUUCCCCUGGACCUCUCUCCACUUCACCUCACCGGAGUCUACACCAUCUUCCAGGGACCAGGGAACUGCCAGCGAGUAUGUCAGAUGGGAACAUAAAGAGGUCGGGAUGUGGGAAAUAAAGGUGUGAAGGUGGGGAGGAAGAACUGUUUGGGCUUUAAGACCGGAACCUCCUGGAUUCCUGCUAGACCGAUCUGCAGCCUUUGCAAACAGCCUUAAUGCCAUCAGCGCCCCACUGCGGAAUUCAAAGCUCAGCUAGUCACAAUAGUUAACACCUUCUUUGACCAGCCUCCAGCUAUUUGACAAUUUUUCUUUUCUGCCCUUCUUUCUUGCCACCGGGAAGGUUUUUAGGGAGUCCCCUCCCAUAGCGAGCCGCCCCUUGACGUUAAGAUUUUUCUGGGGUAGCCGGCUUGCAGGGUGAGUAGGUUUCCAGGCUUCGGGAGCGGGGCGUGGGGGCGGGGAUGGACAGGAACGAUUUUGGAGGUCCCCACGGGCCAUCCGGAAAGUUAAUGAUGCUUCAGGUUCUAGGCUGGGGACAAUGACCACCUUUCCAAGGCUGCCAGCCCAGAGGUCAGCGCGGAGCAGCUGAGCCUUGGGCUGCACUGGGGGGUCCCUAGUUUCCUAGAGGGCGCAGAGGCUGCGACUCUCCAGACGGAGGGGCUACGUCCACGACGGACCCCGGGUUUGGCGAGCGCCAGCCGGUGGCCAGGAACCGGGCGCCCCGGCGGGCUCCGGGAGCCCUCCCACUCUUGCCAACUUUCCCUGCCCUGGUGCCGGAGGAGGGCGCCUUUCCCGGCGGGUCGCGCGCGAUAUUUAAGGCGGCUCGGCUGGGCCGGCGAUCGUCAGUCGGAGCGCCCGGCGGCACCGUGGAAGCAGCGCGCGGCUGCGGGAGCCGGAGGAGGGGCAUGGAGCCGCCGCGGGCCUGCUGAGCACCGGAGCGCGGGCAGCGGGCGGCACGAUGCCGGUGCAGCUGACUACAGCCCUUCGUGUGGUGGGCACCAGUCUGUUUGCCCUGGUAGUGCUGGGGGGCAUCCUGGCAGCCUAUGUCACAGGCUACCAGUUUAUCCACACGGAAAAGCACUAUCUGUCCUUCGGCCUCUACGGUGCCAUCCUGGGUCUGCAUCUGCUCAUCCAGAGCCUGUUUGCCUUCCUGGAGCACCGUCGCAUGCGCAGGGCAGGGCGCCCACUGAAGCUGCACUGCUCUCAGAGACGGCGUUCGGUGGCACUCUGCAUCGCUGCCUACCAAGAGGACCCUGAGUACUUGCGCAAGUGCCUUCGCUCAGCUCAGCGCAUUGCCUUCCCAAACCUCAAGGUGGUCAUGGUAGUGGAUGGCAAUCGCCAGGAAGAUGCCUACAUGCUGGACAUCUUCCAUGAGGUCCUGGGUGGCACUGAGCAAGCUGGCUUCUUUGUGUGGCGUAGCAAUUUCCAUGAGGCGGGUGAAGGAGAGACAGAGGCCAGCUUGCAGGAAGGCAUGGAGCGUGUUCGAGCUGUGGUGUGGGCCAGCACCUUCUCAUGCAUCAUGCAGAAGUGGGGGGGCAAGCGUGAAGUCAUGUACACAGCUUUCAAGGCCCUUGGCAACUCAGUGGACUACAUCCAGGUGUGUGACUCUGACACUGUGCUGGACCCAGCCUGCACCAUUGAGAUGCUUCGGGUCUUGGAGGAAGAUCCCCAAGUAGGAGGUGUUGGAGGAGAUGUCCAAAUCCUCAACAAAUACGAUUCAUGGAUCUCCUUCCUGAGCAGCGUGAGGUACUGGAUGGCCUUCAACGUGGAGCGGGCCUGCCAGUCCUACUUUGGCUGUGUGCAGUGUAUUAGUGGGCCUCUGGGCAUGUACCGCAACAGCCUCCUUCAGCAGUUCCUGGAGGACUGGUACCAUCAGAAGUUCCUAGGCAGCAAGUGCAGCUUUGGGGAUGAUCGGCACCUUACCAACCGAGUCCUGAGUCUUGGCUACCGGACUAAGUAUACAGCACGCUCCAAGUGCCUCACAGAGACCCCCACUAAGUAUCUCCGAUGGCUCAACCAGCAGACCCGCUGGAGCAAGUCUUACUUUCGGGAGUGGCUCUACAACUCUCUGUGGUUCCAUAAGCACCACCUGUGGAUGACCUAUGAGUCAGUGGUCACAGGCUUCUUCCCCUUCUUCCUCAUCGCCACAGUCAUACAACUUUUCUACCGUGGCCGCAUCUGGAACAUUCUCCUCUUCCUACUAACGGUGCAGCUGGUGGGCAUUAUCAAGGCUACCUAUGCCUGCUUCCUCCGAGGCAAUGCAGAGAUGAUCUUCAUGUCCCUCUACUCCCUUCUCUAUAUGUCCAGCCUGCUGCCAGCCAAGAUCUUUGCUAUUGCUACCAUCAACAAGUCUGGCUGGGGCACUUCUGGCAGGAAAACCAUUGUAGUGAACUUCAUUGGCCUAAUCCCUGUGUCCAUCUGGGUGGCAGUUCUUCUAGGGGGGUUAGCCUACACAGCUUAUUGUCAGGACCUGUUCAGUGAGACUGAGCUAGCCUUCCUGGUCUCUGGGGCCAUCUUGUAUGGCUGCUACUGGGUGGCCCUCCUCAUGCUGUAUUUGGCCAUUAUUGCCCGGAGGUGUGGGAAAAAGCCAGAACAGUAUAGCCUGGCUUUUGCUGAGGUGUGAUAGAACCUUCAAGUAAAGUGGGAAAUGUGCAAUGGGUAAGGGAGGGAAGGGGAAUGGAAAAGAAGGGGUGGGAGGGAGGAGGGCGUGUUGUGUUCUAGUUUCAUGGCUGAUAGGACCAAUGUGAAAAGCGAAGACUAGUGACUGGAGUGGUCUGGGUGGCACUGGUUCUGUAGGCUCAGGGCAGAGAGACUUGUAUGUCACUUGGCUGCUUGCCCUUGCACAGGUAGUGAACUCUUGAGAAUCUUACUUCCUUCUGGGAACUAUAGAGGACCCAGAAGUAUGCUAAACUAAGUGCUAAACUCCAUCCUGUGUCAACUUCUGAUACAGAAGCAAGCAAUGACAGCCCAUAGACAGUGUCUUCCUCCCCAUGUGAGCAUGACGAGCUGUAGGAGUUGUUACUGUCCAGCCUGGCCGGCUGGUGUCCCCUUCCCUAACUCCAAUUAGCCAUCAAUGCAUUAAGAUUGUGCCUGAGAUAACAAGGCUGGAAAGCCUGACCUUUGGUCAAAAAACAGGGUCUAAGAAGUGGUGCUUUAUGUAAUUAAUAUAUUCCACUCCACAUGAAAACAUCCCAGGGAUGAGCCAAGACACCAGGAGUAAGUACUUAGUUUGGUGGGGUUUUUUUUUGUUUUUGUUUUUGUUUUUGUUUUUUGUUUUUUUUGGGGGGGUGGGGUGGGAAGGGUUGCACAUUACAAAGGAAAGUUUGGCCAGUUGUGGUGCAUGUGUGUAAUCUAAGCACUUAGAAGAGAUCAGAGGUUCAACGUUAGGUUGGACUACAUGAGAUUCUAACUGUCUCAUACAAAAAUAGUUUGACAGGAGGAUCAAAGAUGGUCGUGGUGCUAAAAACCGUGGAUGCCUUGGACUGAAUGUGUUCCAACUGAAAACUGCUUGGUCUUUUACAAAAUUCCCAAUUGUCAAGAGAACUUGCUGGGCAGAUUGGAUGUUUUAGCCAUCUACCAGAAAGACUCAACUCCAAUGGAUUAACAAGUCUUUACCGGCUCGUUCACACCUGAAUGCCUCUCAGAUUCAGCUCGCAUCUGAGUUAGACAUCCUCCUCAAUAUUUCAUUCUCUUCAAAGGCACGUCGUUCUUAGUUGUUUUCUAGUGGGGAAAGCAGCAGUUACCUCCAUUUCCAUGGGCACAUUCCUUCACAUGGCAGAGAACAGACUUACAAGGCUGUUCCCCACAUGCAUGGAGAGAGCAGCCUCCAACCGCACUGUUCCUGCCUUAGGACUGGUCAGUACCUCAGCAGCUGGUUAGCAUGUGUGACCUUCUCGACAAUCAUUCCCAAAGGAAAGCUUCCUGGUGUUGCCCAAAUGAACCCUCAAAUCCAAGUUAUCUCUGAGAGCAUCCAUUCUCAGUGGCUUCUCCAAGGACUUCUACGGCCAGGUAGUGGAUGAUCCUCCAUUUGCUGCUGCAGUCCAGAAACCAAACCAGGAGCUGGAACUGGUCCAACAGUCUUCAGUCCGCUUACACCCCUCAUGGCUGCUUGACUUUCCCGUUUCUUUUGAGGAAUGAUGAGAAGCAUUCAUACUAUUUUGAAGUCAAGACCAGACGCUGUUUUUGGAUUUGAAACCUGGGGUCAUGACUAAGCCUUUGACUUUAGGGGUUGCUUAUCAUUAUUCUCAGAGGGGCCAGCCAACCCCUCAGAACCUACAGAGCGAGAGCAGUGUACACAGGUGCUUCCUGCAAAGGAAUGAAGUGCACUCCAGACCUCGGAUGGGCAAGCUCUUGUACUCCCCUUUCUCUUAUGGACAAAAGGGUUUUUCCCAGUGUAGCUAACAGUUGCCACAGCACACAAAGCUCAAGUUUCUAGUAAAACUGCUGGCUGAUGUGAAGCUCAACUCAUGGUGGUUGGGAAGCAGCAUAUUUGUCAGAGGCAGUUGUUCUGGGUCCUUCUGUUAAGAAGUGAACUAUUCAAGCACGACAGUGGAGACAAUCCAGUCAGCUAACCUCAGAGCUCAGGCUGAGGGCUUGUUUCUCUUCAACUUUACUUGAAGGUUGCAGGACAAUGGACUCCGGAUGGAAACUGGUUAUCCACCAUCAGCUCUUCUGCCAUGCACUGUGGUCAACUCUCCUCAGAUUAAAACGCAGGUACAGUAGUGAGCUUACAACACUUGACCUCGGCUGGAUUUCCUAAUUUAUUUUAUAACUUUUCAGCAGCAAAGCUAAGCUGGGCUACGGCUAUAUCCCUGUUUCCUGCAAGGGAAGAGCCUUUAUAUAAUUAGACUCAUUUUGGUUUUUCCUCAUUGACAAUUUCAGCUUCUUUUGUAUUAUUUCUACAAUAAUUUGUAAAUAUUUAUUUUUAACCUGCUUUUUUAUUAAGUAAGGAGGAAACUUUAUUUAACAUUAAGGGUGGGAGGGAGUCAGAAGGGAGGUGGCUUUACUUGGGGAUAAUACUCAUAUCAUGCUCUUGGCACAGCCACUGAGCACAGUGCACAGGCCUCAUGCCUCUUAAGCAAAGUCACAGUGUACAUGUGAGCAGCUGGAGCUCAUCUCUCCCGAAAGCCUUUAUCUGCUGUUCUACCCUUGCCUAUGCCCUUCAAAGUCCAGGAGGUGUUCGUGUUCCUCCAGGUUACCAGACAGGUUAUAGGAAUUCCUCAUAAAGUGUAGAACUCUACCAGAACCCUUCUCAGAAUGAUCCUUCUGCUUCACGAUCUCUGCCACCUUUCUAAUUGUUCUUACAAAAGCUGUAGUCAGUGCAAGUCCCACAACCAAUGUCCCUUAGCCACCCCACCCCCAGCUUUUGCAGCUUCAGCUCUGCCUUGUCCUUCUGCACCUCUGGGACUCUGAUAGCAGAGUCCCCCUGCUGUCAUUCUCCUCCCUGAUGUCCAUGUUCUUCACUCCAGCAUCAUCUAGUGGGGAUGCAAGCUGACGAGAACAGCUCUUCUUUUUCCAGGACCACCUCUGCACUCUGGGUAGUCAGUGCUGACCUUUGCCCAGCAGUGGAAGCCUAGAUCCCUUCCUGCAUCUAAUGCUCAAGAGGCUGUAGUCAUCCUCUAGCACCACCGCCCCGAGAGUGAGACACUAGAGGUGAGCUGAGGCCCUGCUGAACUUGUAGUUGCAGGAUAACCCAGUUCUCUGCCAAUUCUCAUUCAUGAGGCCAUUGGUGGGAUCAUCCUAGUUCAUAUGGAAGGUGUCUAGCCUGUUCCUCCCCAGUUCCCCAUCUUAUUUAGCUAGCAAAUGGCAAAGCUUCUGUUGUGCCAAGACCAGCAGCAUAAGGCGGCUGUUAGAGCAGUUCCAUUCUUCUUGGCCAACAUUUUAUGCACCAGGUUCAUUCACCAGCAGCACAUUUUCUUCCUCUUGCAAUACUCCUUCUGUCCUCAAAGGUAAACGUCAGUCAGCCUCUCCUUGGAAUUAAUGACGUGCUUCUCAGUGAGGCCCUAUAGGUCUCAAGCACCAAACAUCCGUGUGCUGAUGCCUAACUUUUGGUCUAUCUCCUCCAACAGCUUAGUCCUCUUCUCUGCCAAGACCUGUAGCCCCUCACCAUCCAUCCCAGCUGUGGUGUUCCCAGGGCCGGGGUCAUCCUCCCCUAACUUCUGGCUUAGGAGUGAGUGCCUUCCUUGUGGCUCUUCUUGUGGCCAUGGAGAUUGACUUUGGAUAUUACAAGUCCCUCUUUCUUAACAAUGACUUUCAAGAGUUUCAACCUCAAUUUGGCUGGAACUGACUGUCUAAAAGAGCAUCUCCUGAGCCAAAUGGGCCCCGAUACUUUGUAGCUGCCCAGAAUACUGUGCAGUGCCAUCAGAGACCUGAAUUUCCAUCACCCCAGAGCCCUACCUGUUGUCCACUCAGAUGCCAUCCUGGUGCUGUUUUGUAUCUUAAUGUUCUGUGGCAGCUUGACUCGCUAGAACUAAACUGGCCUCACUGGGCUACAAAAGCCCUGAUGACACAAAACACAAUUUUGGGUGACAAGGCAGCUGCUAUCUGGUUGCUGGCAGCCAUGAGCAGCUGCUUCUGGCACUGUUGUUUUCAUUGCCCUUGGAGACUGGCUUUUUUGUUGUUUUCAGGUCAAGAAUUUUUUAUUGCACUUAUCAAAAUAAAAAUUCUUACGUAA
Molecule: messenger RNA, 16345 nt
Organism: Rattus norvegicus (Norway rat)
Lineage: Eukaryota; Metazoa; Chordata; Mammalia; Rodentia; Muridae
Source: RefSeq, a predicted model, not a curated record